AUGCCCCAGGCCUUUGACAAGUGCAAGGAGCGGCCGGCGCACAUUGAGGAAAUCCUCAACGGCCUGAACAGAUACAACCCCGAGACGACGACCACAUUUCAAGAAUAUGUCACUCUACAGUGCGAGGAGAAGUUCUUCGAUGCAUAUGCGUCUCUGGCGCUGCUAAAAUUGUACCAAUUCAACCCACAACUCAUCCACCCAGAAACCGUAACCAACAUCCUGGUCAAAGCCUUGACGGUCUUUCCCUCGCCCGCAUUUUCUCUAGCUCUUGCUCUCCUACCUCCUUCCACCAUACCUUACCAACAAGGAAACACUUCGGUACCCACGACAGAUUUCACCGAGUCGAUACAAAAGCUCACAGGAUUAAACACACUGCUUGAGUCCGCACAAUAUGACGCCUUCUGGUCGACAUUGGAAUCCGAUGAUCUAUACGCAGAUCUUUACGCCGACGUGGCAGGAUUCGAAGAUCUAGUUCGGAUACGGAUUGCAGGAGAAGUGGGCAAAACAUUCCGACGUAUUGAUCUGGGGAUUCUGAGUGGCUGGCUCGAUUUGCGCGGUGAUACCCUGACGAAGUUCGCCCAAACUGCCUGCGGAUGGGCUGUCAAUGGAGAGGAUGUCGAAAUUCCAGCGAAUGCCGAGAACGUGGCAAAGAGCGAGGUCAAGGGUGAAAGAGUGGGCGUAGAUAUGUUUGGGCGGGUCUUUAGAAGAGGCUACGAAGCACCAGCAUGA
This is a messenger RNA of Exophiala viscosa, 729 nucleotides long. RefSeq names its product eukaryotic translation initiation factor 3 subunit K. The transcript is spliced from 2 exons. Gene Ontology annotation, biological process: regulation of translational initiation. The record is from RefSeq and is a predicted model, not a curated record. Gene Ontology annotation, cellular component: cytoplasm; eukaryotic translation initiation factor 3 complex. The coding region runs from base 1 to 729 and encodes 242 amino acids. NCBI's taxonomy places the organism in Eukaryota, Fungi, Ascomycota, Eurotiomycetes, Chaetothyriales, Herpotrichiellaceae. Gene Ontology annotation, molecular function: translation initiation factor activity; ribosome binding.